Messenger RNA from Colletotrichum higginsianum IMI 349063, 1707 nucleotides. Its product is annotated as PAF-acetylhydrolase family member. NCBI's taxonomy places the organism in Eukaryota, Fungi, Ascomycota, Sordariomycetes, Glomerellales, Glomerellaceae. Bases 1 to 1707 code for a protein of 568 amino acids. The record is from RefSeq and is a predicted model, not a curated record. Gene Ontology annotation, molecular function: 1-alkyl-2-acetylglycerophosphocholine esterase activity. The transcript has a single exon.
AUGGCAGGACGCCCGUUAGCCGAGUAUAGAGACAUCGACGUCGAACUCGAGGCACUGGCCGAUACGCAGGACUUUGAAGGCCCGGACUCUCCGCUUCCAUUCCUCGACGACCACGAACACGACGUCGACGACGACCACCAUCACAAUAACACCGUCGCUGGCAGAAACGUGCCAAGGACAAGAUCCAACAUGGCCAGCAUCAUGAACACCACACCGAAGUGGAUGAGAUCGGCGCAGCCUUGGGGCCGCUCUUGGGGGCGAGCCGCUCUGGCAGUCGUCAAACCACGCCUGACCUUCGCAUAUGUCGUUUUCGGCCUCAUCACGCUCUACGUCUUGUAUUGCGCUGUUACCCGCUCUCCUCUUCUGGCGUCGAAGCUGCCGAGGUAUACGGGCCCCUACGAUGUCGGCGCCAUAGACGUCGAGGUCCCCGUCCGGACACCACGCACGACGAGCGACGCAGUCUUCAAGAGCAGCGGGAAACCGGCCUUUGAACUCCAGACUGUGCUGUUCACCCUCUACUACCCAGCGACAAGGGGCUCCAAGGGUACCGGCCAUCACUACUGGGUUCCGAAACCCGUCGGCAUCACCGCCGAGGGAUACGCGAGGGCCGCCCACUUCAACAACUUCAUAUCGCGGCCCGUCUUCACCUUCUUCCUGUGGGCCAUCGCGGGGAGCAUCACGAUCCCCGCCCAGGUCGACGUCCCGCUUCUGCUGCCAAUCAGCGCCGAGGGCAGAGGCGAGGGCAGAGACGAGUUCCCGGUUGUGGUCCUGUCCCACGGUCAAGCCAGCUCGCGGACGGACUACACGCACUACUGCGGCGAACUCGCCAGCCGCGGCACCGUCGUUGCCGCCAUCGAGCACCGCGACGGCAGCUCCCCGGCAUCUGUCGUGACGGCAGAGGAUGGCACGGAGCGCAGGGUCAUGUAUAUGGACCAGAGCGAGCUCCGGGGCGGCGACGAGAUGGACCCGGACGACUUCAAAUUCGAGCAGCUCGCCUUCCGACAGGCUGAGAUUGAGGAAACCGUUUCCGUGCUGCGGUCAUUGCAUGCAGGCAAAGGGCCCGUCGUCUUCGCCAGCAACGCCCGCAAGGAAGGCCGCGACCUCGCACAGUGGGAGGGCAGGCUCAACCUCUCCCAGACCGUCAUCGCGGGCCACUCCUUUGGCGCAACGGGCGCCCUCCAGGCUCUCAAGGGCGCCACCUCGGCCCGGAACCCGGCCGUCGGCGGCAUCAUCCUCGAUCCCGGCAAGAGCAGCGGCAAGCUGAACACGGACAUCGACGUGCCGGUCCUCAUCAUCCACUCGGACUCGUGGUCCAAGAAGUUGACCUUGUUCUUCGGGAGGCCGCACUUCGACACCGUCAGGGACAUUGCCCAAGACGUGCUCAAGCGCGCGGGCUCGAGCUGGUUCCUGACGAGCCUGCGGACGAGCCAUCCGAGCGUCACCGAUGCGCCGUUGAUCGAGCCUUUGCUCUUGCGGUGGACGACGGGUGCCACGAUCAACGUGCACCAGGGGCUGAAGGAGUACGUCGGGGUGUCUAUGGAGUUUAUGGAUUUCUUGAGGAACGGCACGAGGGAGGGGGUGCUGGCCGAGGGCGUGACCCAUCAAGAAUACGGGAACGAUACCAUGAGCGAUGAGCAAAGGAGCAGGAUACCCAAGGCGAUAACUAAGUACUGGCAGAUUCACGUAGCACCUCCUCGUCAAGAGUAA